AUGCAAGACUAUCUCAGAGAAUGGCGACAAGAUGCCCUGCACAAGCAUCAGUACGACUCAGCAAUCUACAUAGGUGACAAGCUUCUAGCCAUCACAAAUGACCCACAGGAUGCCUUCUUCCUCGCCCAGAUCCACUUCCAGUCUGGAAAUUACACUCGGGCCUUAGGUUUCCUGGAAAAGCACAACCUUGUGGAACACAGCCCUGCGUGCCGGUUUCUAGCCGCCGACUGCCAGAUAAAGCAAGGCAAAUAUGAAGAUGCCCUUUCGAUCUUAGGCGACAAGAACCCGAACCACCUCAUAUUAUCGCCCAGCAAGACUAGGAGAAAGCUACAGCAUCUCAACGGCAAUGUCAGGAGAGCCCCUAAGGGUGCAAAUGGGCUUACAAAGCCGGAUCGGAUAGAGAGGAGCGAGGAGCGAGACCGAGAGAGCUUGUCGGAUAUCAAACAUGAGGCAGCAAUGUGCUACUUACGGGGCCUUUGUUACGCCAAGCAGAAUGCAUUCGACCGGGCUAAGGACUGCUACAAGGACGCCGUACGCAUCGAUGUCCAGUGCUUCGAAGCUUUCGACCAGCUCAUGAAGAACCAACUCAUGUCUCCAGAUGAAGAAUGGACCUUCCUUGCAACUCUAGACUUUGAUUCGGUCGUGCCUUCGUCGCCUUCGAAAGAGCCCGACUCAAGCCAAGAAGCUGCCCAGUUCACCAAAAUGCUUUACACAACUCGACUCUCAAAAUAUAAGAACCCGGUCGAGUUCUCUCACGCAACCGAGACUCUAUCUACCCACUACAACCUCGCUAAUAACCCUGAUCUUCUGCUUGCGAAGGCGGAACUCCUCUUCACCCAAUGUCGCUUCACACAAUCUCUUGCCAUAACGACAUCCAUCCUUUCCAACGACCCCUACAAUUUCACAGUCCUUCCCUUACACCUAGCAUCACUCCACGAGCUCUCCAAAACCAACACCUUGUUCUUGCUCUCCCAUAAACUUGCCGAUUCUCACCCAGAGGAACCUACUACCUGGCUCGCGGUGGGUGUUUACUACCUCUCUAUCUCACAAAUAGCCGAAGCGCGCCGCUUCUUUAGCAAAGCAUCGAUGAUGGACCCCCAUUUUGGACCAGCCUGGAUCGGUUUUGCUCACACCUUCGCUGCUGAAGGCGAGCACGAUCAAGCCAUUUCCGCUUACAGCACAGCCGCUCGCCUCUUUCAAGGCACUCACCUACCGAACCUCUUUCUCGGAAUGCAGAACCUUUGCCUCGGCAACAUGAGCCUAGCACACGAGUAUCUAACUGCCGCGUAUGGCUUAUGUGACACGGAUCCGCUGCUGCUCAACGAGAUGGGCGUGGUGUUCUACCACCUCGACCACUUAGACGAGGCUAUUGGUCUGUUUACCAGGGCUCUGGAGAAGGCCGAGGAUAUCGAGUCUGACCCUAAAGCGUGGAUACCUACGAGGGCAAAUCUUGGACAUGCCUACCGGCGACAACAGGAUUUUGACAACGCACUCACGCAAUUUGAGGAGGUGCUUCGCGAGGGUGGUCGCGAUGGGGGCAUCUUCUCCUCCAAAGGACUGGUCUUGUUGGAAAUGGGAAGGACGUGGGAAGCCGUCUGUGCAUUCCAUGAGGCGUUGGGGGUGCAGCCGCAGGACCCGGUGGCUACAGAUCUGCUUGGGAGGGCGUUGGAGGAGAAUUCUGUGGUGCAGGGAUGGCGCUUAGCCAACGUUGCUGGAGCGGAGAGGCAGGAUAGGGAAUUUGAGAGUUUUGUAGGGCAGGCGAAGAGGGAUAUCCAGGUGAGAAAGACUAGAGGUGCAAGAGGGAAGGGGAAGGAGAUGCGUAAUAGGGUGGACGAGAGGGGCAGCAUUGGCGGAAUGAGCGAAGGGUAUAGCAAAAUGCUCAUGAGCGACGACGAGUGA
Bacidia gigantensis is the source of this 1899-nucleotide messenger RNA. RefSeq lists its product as uncharacterized. The transcript has 2 exons. The record is from RefSeq and is a predicted model, not a curated record. Lineage: Eukaryota; Fungi; Ascomycota; Lecanoromycetes; Lecanorales; Ramalinaceae. Gene Ontology annotation, biological process: cell division. Gene Ontology annotation, molecular function: protein binding. Bases 1 to 1899 code for a protein of 632 amino acids.